This is a messenger RNA of Anopheles aquasalis, 1838 nucleotides long. RefSeq names its product Probable cytochrome P450 4aa1 (gene Cyp4aa1). Gene Ontology annotation, molecular function: iron ion binding; heme binding; oxidoreductase activity, acting on paired donors, with incorporation or reduction of molecular oxygen. NCBI's taxonomy places the organism in Eukaryota, Metazoa, Arthropoda, Insecta, Diptera, Culicidae. The record is from RefSeq and is a predicted model, not a curated record.
CACCACCGUGCAGGUUCGUGGUCUCGCGAGAAUCUUCGUGCGGCGACGGAACAAACGCGGAAAUCUAUCCGUUUCAAAGGUGUCUCGAGCCCCGUCGAAUCAAUUGGUAGCCGUGCGGCACGUCGGAAACUAGUUGAGUUGAUUUGAAUCCUCGGACCCGUGUCCCUAUCAGGAGCUGCAAAGCACGCACCGGGCCUGACAACAUGAGGUUCUUCCAAGCGUUUGAAAAAUCAUCGGCGGUGGAGCUGUACUCCUACCUUAUGCUACUGCUGGUUAGUGUUCUGCUUUACCUCGUUUCGGACUACCUUAAAAAGUGUAUCCUGGCUUUUCGAUUACCUGGCCCUACCGCUUAUCCAGUGAUUGGCAAUUGUUUGGAGAUCGCUAAAAAGGAUCUGAUCACACGGGAAAUAGCACAAGCAUAUAAAAACUAUGGCCCCUUGGCGAGAGUCUGGAUUUUCGUGUUUCCCAUGUUCGUAGUGUUUGAUCCAAGCGAUCUGAAGGUUAUACUUUCCUCGAAAAAACACACCGACAAGUCCCUGUUCUACAAGCUUCUGCACAACUUUCUCGGCCGAGGAUUAAUCACAAGCAGCGGCCACAAGUGGAGCACACAUCGGAAGCUGAUUCAACCGUCGUUUAACAUCACCAUUCUGGAGAAAUUCAUCGAAACAUUCGCCGAUAGUGCUUCUUCACUGAUCGAGAAGCUUCCCAAAGAGGAAACGAUUUUAAAUGUUACUGAAUACGUGAACAAUUGUGUGCUGGACAUUCUUAAUGAGGCUGUACUAGGAGUACCCGUCAAAGCCACUGACAAAACCGAAAUGGACCAGUCCCCCUUUAGACAAGGCAAAGUGGUGGCUCCAUAUCGUAUUACGCAUCCCUGGCUGCUUUUCAACUCGAUCUACAAACUGACCGAUGCGGCAUCGGCCGAGCUGAAUCAGAAAAAGCAAUUGGAUGAAUUUUCCAGAAAGAUGAUACAACGAAGACGCGAAGCACAGAAGACGCUGACUGCGACCGAUCGACGCUGUUUGUUGGACUUUAUGAUUGAGAUUUCGAACGAAAAUCCCGAUUUUACCGAUGAAGAUAUCAUCGAUGAAGCAUGCACUUUUAUGCUAGCGGGUCAAGAUUCAGUGGGUGCUGCGAUCGCUUUCACGUUGUUUCUGCUAGCACGCCAUCAGGACCAUCAGGCCAAAUGUUACGAAGAGGUGAAGCAACAUCUGGUACCGGAUUGUCAGAAGCUUCCAACCGCCGAAAGUAUUCGAGAGCUGCGCUAUCUGGAAGCAUGCAUUAAGGAGAGUCUUCGCCUCUACCCCAGCGUUCCGAUGAUGGCGCGUAAGAUUGGCGAAGGUGUGCGCAUAGACAACAAAUACAACUUGCCACCUGGAACCGAAAUUCUCAUUCUACCCUACGCAACCCAUCGCCUGGAGCACAUCUAUCCCGAUCCGGAGCGAUUCGAUCCGGAACGUUUCGCGGAUACCGCUCCGCACCAGAAUCCGUACGCGUUCCUCCCGUUCAGUGCCGGCCCACGGAACUGCAUUGGCUACAAGUUCGCGUACAUCGAGAUGAAAACGGUAAUUGCCCGUAUUCUGCAGAACUAUCAUCUCACGCCGGCGCCUGGAAAGGAGAAGGUUGAACCGGUGUUCCGCAUGACACUCCGGGCGAGAGGAGGCCUCUGGGUGAAGCUAACACCCCGACAGGAGCUGCUGAAGGGUACGUAGAGCGAGUGACGGCGUGCGGUGCGUUCUUCUUCUGGAACUUAAGGGUCAGUGCAUCAACUAUGUUUUAAAUGGUUAAAUGGAGUAUCAAAGUGAAAUAAAUUGUUUUAGUGAGACAAGCUAACACGA